Messenger RNA from Cryptomeria japonica (Japanese cedar), 1043 nucleotides. RefSeq lists its product as uncharacterized. The coding region runs from base 699 to 1028 and encodes 109 amino acids. Lineage: Eukaryota; Viridiplantae; Streptophyta; Pinopsida; Cupressales; Cupressaceae. The record is from RefSeq and is a predicted model, not a curated record. The transcript is spliced from 2 exons.
UUGCAAUUUAAAAAAAAAAAAAUUUACAAACCCUACUUUAGUUUUUUUGAAUGUAUGUAUUAAUUUUAUUUUGUAUUUGUAAUGUUUUAUUGCAGCAAACUUCACUUUAUUAUUUGUCUCAACUUCAAGUUUCACAAAACUAUCCUAAAAUGUCUACUUCAGCUUCUAGACCCCCCAUGAGAAAGGACCCUGCUUGGAAAUAUCAUGAGGAUUUUCCAGGGCAAGGAAAGGGGCAAACAAAAUGUAUGUUUUGCAAAACAAUAUUCCAUGGAGGUAUAUAUAGGCUGAAAUACCAUAUUGCUGGUGUGCGUGGACAUGAUGCCGAACCAUGCCUAAAAGCAGUCUCUGAGGCCGUACGUGAUUGUUAUGUAAUGGUUGAGGAGAUUGAAAGAAAAAAGAAACAAAAGGAGGAUUGAGCGGCCAUUGGGAGAGAGACAGUUUUAGGAAGAGGGACACAGUUAGGUUGUGUUGGAGGCCCUUCUUCCUUAGCUCCAUAUCGUCCCACUCAGUUUGCUACUGCUGGUGCUUCCGUUUCUGCUUCUACUUCUAUAAGUGGCAAUGCCACCGCCACUUCUCAUGCUCCUACCACUAGUAGUUGUAGUGGGAAUGUUACCAUUGGACCUAGGAUUUGUAAAUCUAGGUUGGAUUCCUUCUUUGUGCCUUGCACUACUCCUGGGUCCCAACCGUCGCUUGAGGGCAUGGGUUGGAACAAGGAGGUCCAUGAUGCUGCUAAAAUGGCAAUUGGCAGGUUUUGGAGCUACAGCUGUAUUCCAUUCUUUGUAGCUAGGUCUCCUUAUUGGCAACAAAUGGUUGAUGCCAUUACCAUAUGCGGGGCGGGGUUCAAAGCUCCUAGUGAGAGUGAUUUGAGGGGACCCAUUUUGUCUCAAAUGGUGGAUGAUGUGAAAAAGGAUUUAGAUGAACAACGCCACAUAUGGAGCACUAAAGGUUGCACCAUCAUGACUGAUGGUUGGACGGAUAGGAGAAAUAGAACUCUCCUUAAUUUUCUUGUUUCUUCCGCAGGUGAUUGAUUAAUUUUAGUUUCA